AUGAUAGGAUCUCGUAGUGGAUUUAUUGCCAGAAUAAAACAAAAAAAUUCCGACGUUAUUGGAUCGCACUGUGUCAUCCAUCGAGAGGCUUUGGCUUCUAAGACUCUCUCUACUUCGAUGAAAGAUAAGCUUGCGAUAAUAAUACGAACCGUCAACUACAUUAAAACUAGUGCCGUCAAUACACGAAUGUUUGCCAAAUUCUGUAAAGAUAUGGAUUGUAAUUACGAGAAUCUGCUUUUCCAUACAAAUGUUCGGUGGCUAUCGAAAGGAAACAUGUUAGCACGUGUGUAUGAGAUGAGGAAUGAGCUUACGCUAUUUCUGGAAGCUCAGGAAAAAUACGAUCUUCUCCUUUAUUUCAAAUCAGAUGAAUUUGUGCUGGUCAUGGCCUACCUUGUGGACAUUUUUGAAUCUCUGAAUAAAUUAAAUCUACUAUUACAAGGCAGAGAAACUAAUCGAAUAACUGACUACGGUUUCAUUCGUGCUUACAUAGCGAAGCUUGAAUUAUGGUAUCGCCGAGCUCAACAAGGAAACGCGGCCUCAUUCCCCAAUCUCGAUACUGCUCUUGACGAAAAACAAAUCAAGCUUGAUGGUGAUUUCAAGAGCGAUAUUGUGUCCCACCUACGUCUUUUAAAAGAAGAAUUUGAACGCUAUUUUCCAGAUUUGAAUGACACAGAACUUCCAGAAUGGAAACUUACAAGAGAUCCAUUUCGUGUCGAUGAAGACAUUCUUCCAAGCAACUUGCAAGAAGAAUUUUUGGAUAUGAAAUUUGAUUCAUCUGCAAAAGACGACUUUGAAGCCAUGCCGCUAACCGACUUCUGGGCAAAAUAUGUACGCAUAUAUAAGAGAGUAGGUAGCGUAGCAAUACGCACUCUGCUUCCGUUUUCAUCUACCUACCUUUGUGAAAGCGGGUUUUCUACUCUGGUGAAUAUAAAGACAAAACAACGGAAUAAACUUCAAUGUGAAUCAGAUAUGAGAUGUGCGUUAUCUGCUACAGUUCCUCGAAUUAAUUACUUGUUUCGCAAAAACAGACUCACCCCUCUCAUUGACGUUAUUUGUGAAUAA
Styela clava is the source of this 1062-nucleotide messenger RNA. Its product is annotated as zinc finger BED domain-containing protein 5-like. NCBI's taxonomy places the organism in Eukaryota, Metazoa, Chordata, Ascidiacea, Stolidobranchia, Styelidae. The record is from RefSeq and is a predicted model, not a curated record.